AAUUCAUUCCCUUCGCCCCGCUUUUACUCGUCCCGUCUCUCUCUCUCAUAUUUAUAUACACAACACAAGCAUGGGUGAUGGGUGAAAUGUGUAUCUAUUACUACUAUAAUUCUCUUUUUCUCUCUCUACGCAUCUCAUUUUCUCUCUCCCACUAACACAUGCAUGCUAUCACAGUGCAACGAAUUUCGAAGAAACCACUCUCCCUCACACCUUCAACUUCUUCUAAUAAAAGACUUGUACUCUACUUCAAUCACUCUCAAAUAUAUCUAAUCUCUUUACAUUCUCUAUAACCAACUUUUCAAACCUUUUCUUCUUCAGAUCUCUCUCCAAAUAUGGCUUCGAUCAUCAUCCACUCUCUCUCUCUAACCAUCUUCUUCGCUCUCCUCUUCUUCCCAAACCCUACAUUCUCCGCAGACGUCCCCGAGUCCUCCCCUUCGCCGUCUCCGAUGGCCCCAGCGCCAUCCCCCGUCUCUCCGCCGGCGCCUCCUCCAUCACGUCUAUCUCCUGAUUCACCUUCUCCGGCGCCGUCUCCAGCGGACGAAGUCGGCGACUCGUCCAAUCACAAAGAGUCCCCGUCUCCUGCGCCGAUUGCGGCGGCAGACGCCGGCCAGGGCGAUAAAAUGCAUCUCGGCGAUUUGGAUCACGGAGAUGACUCCGAAGGCAUGAGCGGUGGGAAAAAGGCAGGGAUCGCGAUGGGAGUUAUUGCCGCUGGUUGCGUGGUAGGGAUAGCGGCGGUGGUGUAUAAGAAGAGGCAGCAGAACAUCCGGCGCGCGCAGUACAGCUACACCGACCGGAGAGAUUUUAUGUAGAUCAAUACAAAAAUAUAUGUAGAUUUAUGUUAUACACAGACCUGCAGCUUGCUACACUGUUACAUUGCUUAGUGUUUUAUUUUGCUUAAUUCUUUUGCUGCUUAUAAUUAAGAAUAAUAUUAAUAUUGCUGCUUUA
Salvia miltiorrhiza (redroot sage) is the source of this 945-nucleotide messenger RNA. Its product is annotated as classical arabinogalactan protein 4-like. The transcript has a single exon. Lineage: Eukaryota; Viridiplantae; Streptophyta; Magnoliopsida; Lamiales; Lamiaceae. The record is from RefSeq and is a predicted model, not a curated record. The coding region runs from base 333 to 809 and encodes 158 amino acids.